Molecule: messenger RNA, 3000 nt
Organism: Triticum dicoccoides
Lineage: Eukaryota; Viridiplantae; Streptophyta; Magnoliopsida; Poales; Poaceae
Exons: 10
Coding region: 2034-2768 (244 amino acids)
Source: RefSeq, a predicted model, not a curated record
GUUCCGCGUCCAAUCCUACCCUCGCCUCGUCCCACUCCCACUCCCAUUCUAGCCGCCAAACAAACCCUAGCCCCCUUGCCCAAUGCCCCCCGAUCCCCACAGCCGCUGCACGGCCCCGCUCCUCCUUCCCUCCCGCCACAGCCUCUCCUUGCUCGUAGCCGCCUCCUUCCCACCUCCGCCCGAGCUCCGCCUUCCUCACCCGCCUCCUCCUCCUUGCCAUCGGCGGAAGCGCUGAGCAUAGGGGCAGCGGCUGGACGCGAUGAGCUUGCCUCCGGCGGCGCUAGGAACCUGCACACAAAGGGCGACCCCAUGGAUCCGUCCCUGCAGGAGAGAGCUGAUGGAGGGAGGAUUGAAGGACAGGGGGAGGUAGGCGUGCUGGGGCGGGGUGGUCUCGCCUGCGAUCCUCGCCCGCCUCCUCCUCCUUGCCAUCGGCGGAAGCGCUGAGCAUAGGGGCAGCGGCUGGACGCGAUGAGCUUGCCUCCGGCGGCGCUAGGAACCUGCACGCAAAGGGCGACCUCAUGGAUCCAUCCCUGCAGGAGAGAGAAGAUGGAGGGAGGAUUGAAGGAUAGGGGGAGGUAGGCGUGCUGGGGCGGGGUGGUCUCGCCUGCGAUGACAGGGCUGACCGGCCGGAGUUGGAUCGAGAUCCCAUCUGGCACGGCUCGGCUCCAACUCCCUCUUCCAGCUCUCCGCUCCCCGACACUCAAAUCUGGCUCUUCUACCCAUAUCCGUAGCUAUGGAAAGAAAGCUUGUAGUGGAGUGGCUUCCUUUGUAUGAUCUUGGAAGAUGAUGACCUCUGAAGCCCAUUAGAAAUCAUGGCAACGGCUAAAGGUUAGCGCAUUUCGAGAAGCCAACAGAUCGCCGCCUACUUCCUUAGGCUGACAAUCACCUGCAGGAUAAAGUGCGAUGUUUUGCCCGAGGGGUUGGAGCAGGACCGCAUGAUGAGACAAGAUCAAGGACUGGGCCAACGCGGUCGUCACGCAUGAACUAGUGUAGCCCAUUGGCACUGGUAAAGUAGUAUCGGCGGCUCAGGGACAUGAAGUUUCUCAAAACUAACAAAUGCUGCUCUAUGAUAAAUUAGGAGGCUGAAGAUGAUGCAAUCUGGAUUUGCCGCCACCGCCUCGAGUCGCUUCCGCCUGUAAAUCCAGUCGCCACCAUGGUAAUUUCUUUUCAGUCCCAACUCUCGUCCUGUCCCCCGCAUUUGCUUGCUACGAGUUAUUUCUGUGUGUGUGCUUGUUGGCUUAGUGACGUGUGUGUUCAGGCAUGCGUUGUCUUUGCCUGCCAGGGUGUUGGCUCUGCUACUUGGCCGGUUACAGCGAGUAGGAAGCUGAUAGGAUGGUAUUUCUCCUUCGUCAGCCAAGGAGUUCACACAUCUCUCGGUUCUCUAGGCAUGUCACCAUGGACAAGCAGAGUGGGAGGACACUCUUCUACUGGUUCUUGGAGGCUCAGGCACAACGUCUCCUUCUCUAGCUCAAUUGGGAUUUCUUACUUACCUCAUUCUCUUGUUUUUCAUUUUUUUUACUUAGUCACUUAUUUCUGGAAAGAUUUUGUAGCUAUUAUCUUGAGCUGCUUGUAGUUCAAUAAUGUUUCGGUUGCUACUUGGGGUGCAUACCUGAGAAUACACAUUAUUUUUCAGUUCAAUGCACAAUAGAUAACUUUUGGUUGUCGCCAUUAGGACACAAAAGUACUAGAUUUUGAAGUUUUUAAUAGCUCAAAUAUGCCAACUGCAGAGCAACAUGGCAGUUACAAUGGUUCCAUGUCCUAAUUAGUUCUUUUAUUUCGUUUUGCAGGCGUAUUAUGUUGGAGGUUGUUUCUUAUUUUUACUAUAGAUCAAGUUUCUUUGUUUCCUUUCUAGCUACCUCUGCUGCAUUUGUUUUAUAUAUCCUAUAUGCUUUAAAUAUCCUAUAUGCUAUCAUGAUCCUUGCUUCAGUCAUCAUGUUGAUUUUCCAAAUUUGGUCUGGUUUUUUUUGGCCCUUGUGCGCUUUGAUCGAUGUGCUCUGGCUUUGUGACUCUGAUGAUGCACAUGCAAUGGCGGCAUGGGUGGAACGAGAGGAAGGAUGGGAAUCAGCUACUUGCAUUCACACGGAGGAGGCAACGUCGACUCGAUGGCACAGCAGAGGAGGCUGGGCUCGUUGUGGAUCUUCUUGAGGCAGCAGGACGUCGGCAAGAGCAUCACUGCUGGCAACGGCUCGAGUGACCUCUUGAGGAUCUUCUCCAUGAGCACCUGGGACGACACCAACUCCAACAUCAUGUUCUCAGCGCCCGACAGCAAGAAGGCCGAGGUGCUCAGUGACAGUGAUGUCAGCAUGGUCACCAACUUCAGCAACAUCGACUCCCAGAUUCAGUUAGCCCUCUCGAGUUGGACAUGCCCAGGAUGGACGACUACCUGCAACUGCAGCAGGACUCCGUCGACUACAGAGUCCAUGCCAAGCGUGGCUGCACCACUGACCCGCAGAGCAUCGCUUGGGAGGGAAAGAAGAACAAGGAUCAAUAAGAGGCUAAGGAGGCUGCAAAGACCUCAUUCCCUACAUGGACAAGGUCACAAGGCCAAUACACAUUCAGGAAAUAUGCGACCAACUUCCCCAAGAUCCCGCAUCGUCUACUCAGGAUAUUCUGUGCCCCAAGCCCUACAGAAUAAUGCCCAGUCUAAUUUCAACAGUGGGCACGACAACAUCAAACUUCUCUCUUCAAUAUUGAAGAAGCGGCUUACUCGGAUCAAUGGGCAUGCACUCAGAAAAAUAGGUAAAGAGUACGUGAUAUUCCUAGAGUAAAUAAAGGACAUGGUGUGCUCAUAAGUUAGACAGAAGCAAAAUGUUAUUUAUUAUGCUCCUGUUGUAUCUUUGGACGUUUUCUUCCAGCUACCAAUACCCCAGUAUUGAAUAUUUACUUUCCCAUUGUCGUACAUAAACUGAUGUUAGUAUUUGUGCAUACUCUUUGUCUUAAGUGGGCUUUCUUUUAAAAAACAUGCCUUUAUAUUACCCAAAUAACAUAACAGAUUAUGUA